Pteronotus mesoamericanus is the source of this 1794-nucleotide messenger RNA. RefSeq names its product complement C5a receptor 2 (gene C5AR2). The record is from RefSeq and is a predicted model, not a curated record. The transcript has 4 exons. Bases 266 to 1288 code for a protein of 340 amino acids. NCBI's taxonomy places the organism in Eukaryota, Metazoa, Chordata, Mammalia, Chiroptera, Mormoopidae. Gene Ontology annotation, molecular function: complement component C5a receptor activity; G protein-coupled receptor activity. Gene Ontology annotation, biological process: inflammatory response; phospholipase C-activating G protein-coupled receptor signaling pathway; positive regulation of cytosolic calcium ion concentration. Gene Ontology annotation, cellular component: plasma membrane.
GGCUUCCUGUCCAUCCUGCCUAACAGACAUGACCGAGCCCAGGGAAACGGGACACACUCCAGGAAGCCGCCAGGUGCCAGACACACCAGCGAGGCCCCAGACCUCCAGGGCCCUGGCUGUGGAUCCAGAUCCUGCUUCCAAGUGAUACUUGGGCCAAAUUGGGGACUUUCUUGCAAGAGACGACACAGAAAGGCACGCACGCUGGGACCAGGCAGCUCUGUGCAUCUCCAGGAGCUGAACACCCAGGCGUCCGGGGCGAGCCAGGAUGGAGAACACUUCUCUCAUCGACGAGUACGAGCACUAUGGCGACGAGUCCGAGAUUUUGGGUUUCCCCGUGGACUGCGUUGAUGGCAGCUGUGUCUCCAGCAAGCCCCUCCGCGUGGUCUCCCUCUUGCUGUACGUUGUGGUCUUCCUGGUUGGGGUGCCGGGCAAUGCCAUGGUGGCUUGGGUGACUUGGAAGGAGGCCCGCCAGAGGGUCGGUGCCACCUGGUUACUCCACUUGGCCGUGGCGGAUCUGCUCUGCUGUUUGUCCCUCCCGGUCCUGUCGGUGCCGCUGGCCCACGGAGGCCAAUGGCCUUAUGGGGCUGUGGGCUGCCGGGCCCUGCCCUCGGUCACCCUGCUGUCCAUGUACGCCAGCGUCUUGCUGCUGGCUGCUCUCAGCGCGGACCUCUGCCUAUUGGCCCGCAGGCCCAGCUGCUGGGCUGUGGCCCAGAGAGCCUGCAGGGUGCAGGUAGCCUGUGGGGUGACCUGGACCUUGGCCUUGCUGUUGACCGUGCCCUCGGCCAUCUACCGCCGCCUGCAGCAGGAGCACUUCCCAGCCCAGCUGGAGUGUGUGGUGGACUAUGGCGGUUCGGUCGUGGCCGAGAUCAGCGUGACCGCCAUCCGGUUUAUUUUUGGCUUCCUGGGGCCACUGGUGGUCGUGAUCAGCUGCCACAGUGUCCUCCUGUACCAUGCGGCCCCACGCCGCUGGCCAUUGGGCACGGCCAUUGUGGUGGGCUUUUUUGUCUGCUGGGCCCCCUACCACCUCCUGGGGCUGGUACUCACCGCAGCUGCCCCGCGCUCCACGCUCCUGGCUCAGGCCCUGCUGGCCGAGCCCCUGGUCGUGGGCCUUGCCCUUGCUCACAGCUGCCUCAAUCCUGUGCUCUUCCUGUAUUUCGGGCGGGCGCAACUUUCCCGGUCACUGCCAGCCACGUGUUUCUGGGCCCUGAGGGAGUCAUGGAGCAAAGAUGAAAGCAAGGUCAGCAAGAAAUCCACCAGCCAUGACCUUGUCUCAGAGAUGGAGGUGUAGGCCGGAGGGAAACUGGUUUAUACCCUACCAUCCCGUGUCACAAAACUGGCUUCAAGCAUAGGGAGAUCCAGGGGUCAAUGAGAGCAUCAUUUAUUCUGCUAUUCACUGAGCAAACAUUUAUUGUGCACCUGCUAUAUGCAAAGCCCUAUUAUAGACACUGCGGUAGCAGUGACCAAAACGGCCACAAAUCCCUGUCCUCAGGGAGCUGGCAUUCUCAAGACAGACUAUGACCAAAGAAAAAAAGAAUAUCCCCCUUGGGUAAGGUGAUAUUUGAGCCAAGAUCUGAAGAAGGGAGGAAGGACGCAUGUUUAAAUCUGAGGAAAAGCAUUUCAAGCAAAGGGAACAGCAAUUGCGAAGGCUCUGAGGCAGAAUGUGCUUGGCAUACUCCAAAGGACAGUGAAAACGCCAGUGUGGAUGGAGCAGAGAGAGCAAGAGGGAGAGGGGUGUGAGAUGAAGGGAGAGGGGUGCAGGGUGGGGGUGGGGGACAAACUUAGAAAGCCUUCUAG